AUGAAGUUCGCAACCACACUUACAAUAGCUUCAACUCUUUCUAUGGUUCAAGGGUUAGCCUUUGAAAAUGUCGAGAAGAGAGCCACAACAGAUCAAGUUGCUGGAGCCGAAAGCGCUUUAGGCAUUCUUGGUCUCAUUGGUGCUGCUGGAUCCGAAACUGGUUUGUCCGCUGAUGCAGCCCCUUCUACUGCCGCCGCUGCCGGAGCCGGAUUCACAGGAAGUGAUGCUGGUAUUUAUGCAUCCAUUGGAGCUGCUCUCACAGAAGGAUCUAACACUGCCACUGCCGCCGCUAUUGGUGGUGCCCUUACAACAGGAUCACCUGCCGGGGGUGCCAAUAGUGCCUUCUAUGCAUCCCUCGCUCAGCAAUUGGAUUCAAGUGCCACCUCUUACGCCAUAGCCACUUCGUCAGCAGCUACUAGUGGCAGUUCUGGAUAUGGAAGUUCUUAUGGAGGCUUUCUUGCUAGUAUUCUUGGAGACAUUGAUUUCGAAUCAGUCGCUGGCUACGCUGAUAAUAUUCUUUCUGAAAACUCCCAAUAUUUGGACGAUGCACUUGUAUGGUUAAAGGAUACAGGUCUUUUACCCAAAGCAACCUUGUAUUUACUUGAACUGAACUUUAGUUCUCCAUUAGUUUCCAGUAUUGUUCUGGGUGCAUUGAACGAGGUGUCUGCUCUCAACACUACCUCCUUCUUUGUUGCGUUGGAUCAAUCUGGUUUAUUCUAUCAGAUUAUCUCUAGUUUUAUUAUCGACCCUGAUUUAUUGCCAGCUGGAUUGUCAAUUGUUAAGAAACUUAUUGCUGAAGGUGGGAUUUCAUUUUCUGAAAUUAUUGCUGCCGCAGGAAGAUUAGUGAAGAAGGAUGAAUUCUCAGUCGAACAAUUUGAAUUACCAGAACUUGCUAGAAGAACUUUUGAAGAUGCAUUAUUGGAAGAUCUUGAGACUAGAGAUGACCUGGAUCAUAUUUUCUGGGAAUUAGAUAUUCAAAAGCGUGACAAUAUCGAAAAUUUACUUACCACUGUUUUCACUUCAGUUGAAAAGUCUGACAUUCUUAAUAGUACCAUUCAUACUUUACUCAUCGACCCACAAUUCCAAGAUGCCGCAGUUACUCUUCUUUCCGGAACAUUCAAAAAGUUUGCAACUGGUUCAGGAUAUCCAUCAAACCUUUCAUUCUUGGGUCCAAUUCUUGCUGGUAUUGUGGAAUCUGGUUUGUUACAAAAUACAUUCGAAAGAGCCUUGGCUGACCCAGCAUUGAGAGCUGCAUUGAUUGCAGACUUGGGUGCAGUCUUGAGAAGUGGUGCUGCUACUGUUGGUGACUUUGUUUCUGGAAAGGACAUCGUUAUGUAUCAACUUGCUUUGAAGGGCAUUAUUCCUGACUCUCUCGAAGUUAAAGCUGCGACUUCUGGUGUUAGCUCUGUAAUUGGAGCAAUCUCAAGCACCUUGGCAACUGUUGCAUCUUCUGCUGAAUCAUCUGUUGCAUCUUCAAUUGUAUCAUCAUCAUCCCCAUCUGCAACUCCAAAGACGACCUCUUCGGGUAAUAGCGGUGUUUCCACUACCUCCUCCGGCUUCUUAGCUCUUGUUGCAGGACUCUGUGGUUAUAUCAUGAUUCUUUAA
This is a messenger RNA of [Candida] anglica, 1605 nucleotides long. NCBI's taxonomy places the organism in Eukaryota, Fungi, Ascomycota, Pichiomycetes, Serinales, Debaryomycetaceae. The record is from the annotation of a GenBank genome assembly.